AUGGAUGACUCCAUGGAGCUGUCAUGGGGCGCGCGGUGCGCGGGACUGGCCUUCUUCAGCCUGUCCAUCUUCUCGGUGGCGCUCGCCGCGGUGCUCCUGCUCGUCCGCCGGUGGCCCAACCCCUGGUGCGGCUGUCACGUGUGCCGGGCUUACCUCACGGGGUCGUGGGCCAAGGACUUCACCAACCUCGCCGACUGGUACGCACACCUACUGCGCGAGUCGCCGACAGGCACCGUCCAAUUCCACGUCCUCGGCUGCACCGUCACCGCCAACCCGGCCAACGUCGAGUACAUGCUCAAGACCCGCUUCGACAACUUCCCCAAGGGCAAGCGCUUCGCCGCGCUCCUCGGCGACCUCCUCGGCGCCGGCAUCUUCAACGUCGACGGCGACGCCUGGCGCCACCAGCGCAAGAUGGCCAGCCUCCAGCUCGGCAGCGUCACCGUGCGCUCCUACGCCUACAAGAUCGUCGCCCAGGAGGUGGAGGCCCGCCUCCUGCCGGUCCUGGCCGACGCCGCCGACAAGGGCAAGGUGGUCGACCUCCAGGACGUGUUCCGGCGGUUCGCCUUCGACACCGUCUGCAAGAUCUCUUUCGGGCUCGAUCCGGGCUGCCUCGACCUCGACAUGCCCAUGUCCGACCUAGCCAAUGCGUUCGACACCGCCUCGCGGCACUGCGCCAUGCGGGGCGCCGCGGCCUCACCAUUGGUGUGGAAGAUGAAGCGGAUGCUCAACAUUGGGUCCGAAAGGGAGCUUAAGAAGGCCAUCAAGCUCGUCGACAACCUCGCGUCCGCCAUGAUUCUGCAGCGGCGGACUCUGGGUUUCGACAACACCCACGACCUCCUGUCCCGCUUCAUGGCCUCGGAUGUCGCCAUGGACGACAAGUAUCUCCGCGACAUCGUCGUCAGCUUCCUCCUCGCCGGCCGGGAUACGGUCGCCUCCGCGCUUACCACGCUCUUCAUCCACCUGCACAAGAACCCUAAGGUCGCGGCCGCCAUUCGCGCGGAGGCCGGCGGCGACAAGCCGUCCUCCUAUGAGCACCUGAUGAGCCUGCAGUAUACCCACGCGGUGCUGUUCGAGAACAUGCGGCUGUUCCCGCCGGUGCAGUUCGACUCCAAGUUCUGCGCCGCCGCGGACGUGCUCCCGGACGGCACCUACGUGGAGGCUGAGUCACGCGUGAUGUACCACCCGUACGCCAUGGGACGCAUGCCCAGCAUCUGGGGCGCCGACUACGAGGCGUUCCGCCCCGACCGGUGGCUCACUGGACCUGGCGGCUCGUUCGCGCCGGCGAACCUCUACAAGUACCCGGUGUUCCAGGCCGGCCUCCGUGUGUGCCUCGGCAAGGAGCUCGCCAUAACUGAGAUGAAGGCGGUCGGCGUGGCCGUGAUGAAGGCGUUCGACGUGGAGGUGGUUGGAGAGCAUGGCCGUAGUGGCUGGGCACCGACGUUUGUGCCGGGGCUCACGGCGUCCAUCAGCGGCGGCCUCCCAGUGAGGAUCAUCAAACGCACUUUGACUCCGAAUUCAGGAUUCACAUAA
Molecule: messenger RNA, 1530 nt
Organism: Triticum turgidum subsp. durum (durum wheat)
Lineage: Eukaryota; Viridiplantae; Streptophyta; Magnoliopsida; Poales; Poaceae
Source: the annotation of a GenBank genome assembly